CCCAGUCCGUGACAGAGUUGGGAGUGCUCCUCCGCCUGCCCGCCUGCGAGGGGCCACGGGGGCCUGGAGCUAGGGGAAAGAGUUGCAGGGCCGGUCCGUGUCCCUGUGAGGCUCUCCCCCGAAUCCCUGCUGUCUUAGGGCCUUGGAGGAGCACUGGCCGCCAAGGUCGCAGGCGUGGCUACGGCCGUACCUCCUGGUGGUGUAGUCGUCACUGUGCGUGUGGGUCUGCGUGAGAACUGGGUUCCGGAGCCUGGUCCCGGAAGGGCGGCGGAGCGGAGCUAGUGAGCCCAGGCCCGGCUCGUGAGGCGUCUGAGAGCGCGCCUGAAAGCGGUGGAACCGCUCCGCCCCGGGCGGCAGCGCUUCGCGCCCGGGCGGGAGUCCGGGUUUGAUAGCCCUGCUCUGGGCCCUGCGGGUCGGCUGGGCGUCACCGCGCGGAGUGGGAAGGCCUGAUGUUACCCAGCUUACCAGCGUCCUCCCUGCUCCCUGAACUGUAGGGAGGACCACAGGGCUGCGGCCGCAGGACAGUGAUUUGGACCUAGUGAAAGGACGUCGCCCCUUAGCCCCAGCUAUGGACUCCACAGCAUCAGGUUUGGCUCUCGAGGGUGCAGAGGACCGGCAGCCCUUCUGGGGAGUUAGUAGUGGGCCGAGGAGGAGGACGACCCUAGGAAGAAGCCGGGGAAUCCACUGAUGGGGCAGAGCCUGCAACCGUCUUCCCUGUGGCAUUUCCUAAUUCGCCAGGCCCAGGAGCAUGGAGUCCCAGUAUCCAGACGCCAUGUUCUCCCCUCUCAGGACUCUGCUCUUCCUCCAGAGAGAUACCCAGGAGAAAAGGGAACAACCAGUUUAUUCCUGAAAGCCAGGCCCCAGGAUCUGAUGACAUUUGAGGAUGUAGCUGUGGAAUUCACCCAGUGGGAAUGGGGGCAGUUGGACCUUGCUCAAAAGGACCUAUACAGGGCAGUGAUGCUGGAGAACUUCAAGAACCUGGCCUCUCUGGGGCUUCCGGUGUCUAAACCAUAUGUGAUCUCCCAGAUGGAGGAAGGGAAAGAGCCCUAUGUGUUAGAGGGAGAAAUCUCAACAGACUGGGAGAAAAGGCCUAAAGCCAAGGAAUCAAUACUAAAUCAGGGAAUUUCCAAAGAAGAAUUACUCCAGAUAGCAUCAGUGGAAAAACAUGUCAGAGAUGAACUCUGCUUCUGCAAACUGAAAGUAACCUAUGGUUGUGAUGACCAAUUAGAAAUACAUCCAAAAAACCAGGAGAGACAUCUGAAAGAAAUGUCAAUCACUCACAGAUCUACCACCCUUAAGAUAGAUCAUGAACGGAGUGAAUUUGGGAGAAGUUUAGGCUUAAGAUCAGUCCUAGUUAACCAACACAGUGUUCCUAUAGGAGAAGGAUCCUAUAAAUGUGAUACAGAAUUCAGACAGACUUCAGGGAGAAAUAACUCCCAGAGAACCCAUUCAGGAAAGAAACCUUGUAAAUGUAAUGAAUGUGGGAAGUCUUUCCAUUUCCAGUCAGAACUUAGGCGCCACCAGAGAUGUCACACUGGAGAAAAGCCCUAUGAAUGCAGUGAAUGUAGAAGAGCCUUUGGUCAUAUUUCAUCCCUUAUUAAACAUCAGAGAACUCAUACUGGAGAAAAGCCCUAUGAAUGCAGUGAAUGUGGGAGAGCCUUCAGCCAGAGUUCAUCUCUUGUUUUACAUUAUAGAUUUCAUACUGGAGAAAAACCUUACAAAUGUAAUGAAUGUGGAAGAGCCUUUGGACAUACUUCGUCUCUUAUUAAACAUCAGAGAACUCAUACUGGAGAAAAGCCCUAUGAAUGCAGGGAAUGCGGGAGAACCUUCAGUCAGAGUUCCUCUCUCAUCGUACAUUAUAGAUUUCAUACUGGAGAGAAACCUUACAAAUGUAAUAAAUGUGGGAGAGCCUUCAGCCAAAGUUCAUCUCUCACUCAACAUUAUAGAUUUCAUACUGGAGAGAAACCCUACAAAUGUAAUGAAUGUGGGAGAGCCUUUGCUCAUACUGCAUCCCUUAUUAAACAUCAGAAAAGUCACGCUGGAAAAAAAGCCGUAUGAAUUCAGUGAAUGUAGGAAGGCUUUCAGCUGGAAUACACACAAUAUUCACAUGACACACACUGGAGAGAGAUCCUAUAUGUGUAAUGUAUGUAGGAAGACUUUUGGUUGGAAGACCUAUCUUGUUCAACAUCAGACAGUACAUGGUAAAGAGAAGCUCUAUCGAUGUCAAGAGAGAAGGUGGGCUUUCAGUCACACCUCGCCUCUUAUCAAACACCAGAGGUUCCAUAUUAGUGAGAAACCAAGUAAAUGUGAUUGAUUUGGAAAGGCUUUUGUCAGAGGACACAAAUUAUUCAACAUAAGACAGUUUCUACUGGCAAGAAGGCUUAUCAAUGCAAUGAGUAUGACACAGCCUUCAGUCACAUACUGUUCAGUAAGUAAAUACCAGAUAACUCAAGUGUGGUAAAAGCCAUCUGUAAUACUUCUUCCCUUACUAAGCACCAAGAACACAUAUAAAAGAGAAGUCCUCUGAAAGCAAUAAAUGUGGGAAGGCCUUCUAUUAGAGCUCAUCUCUUAAUAAACAUCAGAGAAUUUAUUGAGAAAAACACUAUGGAAAUAGUGAAUGUGGGAGAGCCUUCAGCCAAACCUCUUUCCUUUAUAAAUAUCAGUAAACUCACCUUGCUAGUUAGAAGCCCUGGGAAUGUAAUGCUGUGGAAAAGCCUUUGGCCGAUGUUCCACUCAUUUUGCACAUCAGAUAAUGUGUCCUAGAGUGACUUUUUGAAUUUGGUGAAACUGGGAAAACCCACUAGUAUAGUUCAGGCCUCAGCAUACAUUGAGGCUUCACUCCAAAGAGAAACCCUGGAAACUUAAUGAAUGUGGGGAAAGUUCCUUUCAGACUUGGGAUUCAUAAAACAAGAGCUGAAGGGAAUCUGAAAAAUCAAAUCUGGUGGUUUUCUUCCUGGUGGGGGCUCUCUAUAUCUGCACUAUGCUUCGCCUCCCUGUCCCGUUACUAAUGGGAGCAGAGGUGUUAUUGUGUAGGUGAAGAGAAUGUAAGCUGAGCUAGGUAGAGAGCCACCACUGAUUUAGCCAGACCCUAUCUUAGGGCUAAGGAAACUGAUCUGAAAAUGCCAUGCACUAGGCUGGGCCUCUUUUUCUUCUGGUUCACAGCUGUGGUUUUGAGAUUGAGAGACUGAAGUUCUUCCUGUACAAAACCCCCCAUGCACUGGAGUAGUAUUUUUAAAGUUUGAGCAAAAAGCAAUUUUUAUUAGAUCUUCAUGCUACGAGAUUUGGGAUUUUUGAAAUAAAAUCUUUUUAAACAUUAAAAUCAUUAAAAUGUGGGUAUUGUAUGAAAAAAAAUCAAAACUUCAAAAACAUUAUUCUAAGUGAAAGCCAGGUGCCAGGCACCAUUCUAUUUAUAGUAGAUGUUCAGAAAUGGCAAAUCCUCAGAGGCAAAGUGGAUUAGUGGUUGCCUGCUGCCGGGAAAGGCAACUGGGAGUAAAUGCAAAUGUUACAAGGAAUUUUACUGGGGUGAUGCAAAUGUCCUAAAACUGGAUUAUGGUGAUGGUUGAACAACUUAGUAAAUUUACUAAAAAUUACUGCAUUGUGCACACAAAAUGGGUGAAAUUUAUGGUAUGUAAAUUACACCUCAGUAAAAAUUUUUAAAAAAAAAAUACCAAAUAUACAGAUAUACCAACUAUUGCUAAACUACUUUUCCUAUCUUGUCUGGUAACUUCAAGCCAUCUGCAUGUCUUUAUUUUCUGUAAGAGUUAACCCUAAGCUUACUGGAUCUCAAUUUCCUAUCAUGAUGCAUCUGAAAUUUAUGUGGAGAAGCCAGGAGUAGGAGCCAGCAGAGAGCAGGAGAGCCUUGACUAAAAAGAUUAGCUUGUACUAAAGACAGUCCUUCACGCAUUUUAGGUCCAGAUGAGGAAGCUGAGCCUAGACUUCAGGGAUUCAGUUCAAAGUGGGUCCAUGCAGACAGGCAGAAUCUAGGGGCCCAGCCGGUUGGCUAAGGCAGGUGCAGGCAGAAAGGAUGAACAGGAGGCAUCUGACAGCUGAGAUCAGAAUUCCAGUCCAGGAACCUAGAAAUCAUGGGGAUUUCCUUCCAGAGAGCCAAAGUUCACAGGAGAGAAAUAGCAAAUUUCUUAUAUUAGUAAUAGCUUGGUUUGUUCUGUCUUACCUUUUAUCCCAGUACCCUUUCUAACCCCAACCUAAGUCACUUUAUAUACCUGGACACCUGCAACUUUGUAGCUGAUCUUUGCUUAACAUCUAUCUUUCUUGUGUAUCUUUGCCAUGGUAACCAUUUUUUAUCAGUUUGUACCCACUGCCCUGUCUGAAAGCCUUUGUACUGCCUACAAGAUAAAUCCUCACUCCUCAAUUUGGCAUUUAAUGCCCACUCCACUCUGCCUUAACCUCCUGCUGCUCCUGACAAGAACCUCUAUUACAGACAAACUAAUUUGCUUGCCAUACCUCAGACAUACCUUCAGACUCCCCUGCCUGUUCCACCAGCCUGGAAUGCCCUCUCCACUUCUCUGAAGCCUAAUAAUUAGAACCCUGUUCAAAUACCCUCUCAUCAGGGAAGAAUUCUCUUGAACACUGAUGUGAAGUCAUAACUGAUUUGCAAUUAUAAAAGCAUUUGUGUUUGCUUAAGGUUUUUAAAAAUGAAAGAUGUCUUGGGAUAGUUCUUAUUACUGUCUUGAUCUAGUUAAAUCAUUUGUUUAUCAGCUUGCCACUUUCUUGUCUCCUGAACCAGAUUAUCAGCUGCUUCAGAUAAUUUCUCAUACUUCCUCUCAGAAAUGAGCAGACAGUAGGUACUUACUAACCAUGUGUUAAUUUGGGAAAAACUUGUAUUGCCCAUGUUUUCUCACUGCUUCUGACUUCACAC
Molecule: messenger RNA, 4876 nt
Organism: Mirounga angustirostris (Northern elephant seal)
Lineage: Eukaryota; Metazoa; Chordata; Mammalia; Carnivora; Phocidae
Product: small ribosomal subunit protein uS5m
Exons: 5
Coding region: 688-2058 (456 amino acids)
Biological process (GO): regulation of DNA-templated transcription; translation
Cellular component (GO): ribosome
Molecular function (GO): RNA binding; structural constituent of ribosome
Source: RefSeq, a predicted model, not a curated record